AUGGAUCCAGUAAUGAAGAUCAUCGGCGCUUAUCCAGAAGACGACGACUCGACUGCGCUCAUCGUCAGGAACAAGCGCCUAUCCGUCCUGAAAGAGGAAGCACCGAGAUUGAUGAGAGAUGCCCGCGCCACUCGUAAGCCGGGAUCCGGCAUCUCUCACCUGAAUCUGAUGUCGCUCAUAUACAGGAGUUGGCUCUUCCAGCUCCUCGAGUAUAUCGCUGUCACCAUAGGCUUACUCGUGUCGCUGCUGCGAUCGAGGUAUCAGCAUUUCCAGCAUCCGAGCACCACCCAUCCUCCUCCACCCCUGAACCGCAAAACCACCACCCAAGCACUCCAGCCCUUGAUCCUCUUCCUCGCAGCACUCGACGCCGCACAUGCCUUCUCCAACACAGCAAAACCCGACAUCCCCACCGACCAGAUCACCGUCCACGGCGCCGCAGAACUCAGUACCCACAUCGACAUCCUCCCGCAGCAACACCCUAUCCCUAUCCCCCUAUCUCAGACACCGUAUCGGGUAUACGAUAAAUUCGACCAGACGGUCGAGAUCCUCACCGGGGCAGUCAGUCUACUUCGUGACCCAGCCAUCUGCACCGCCGCCGUCUCUCUGCUCAUCGAAUGCAUCACCGCCAUAAAGUACAGCGGCCACGCAUACGAGAUCUCAGUUCUGCUGGGCCUUUCACUCAUCGGCGUGCUCUCUGCGGCGGCCGGGAGAGCGGGAUGGAAUACGGUAGAGUGGGAAAUGGCGCUGGACCCUGCGAAUCAGUUCGAUGAUGAGACGCCCGAGGAACUCGUGCAGUUCGGUAUCCUGGAUUUGGUGGCGCCCGCGGGAACAGUGCACGAUAUGUACGUGACGCGGUAUCGCAGGAAUGGGAUUGUGGUCAGGGGGUCGGUGGAGGGGAGGGCUGCGAGCAUGGUCCCGGGGGGGGGUAGAUCAUACCGGAUAUAAGAUAUCGUAUGGCGUUGGACAGACGGACGAGAUAGACACGGCGGAUCAAGACAUGCUGGUCGCUGCGAUUUGCCGUUCCUGGGCUCGUCUGGGCGAAGGGGAUCCCGCCCCCAUUCAACUGAUCUCAAUCGAGACCUUCAGGGAGUCGGACUCAUCGACCUUUUCUUCGGUCUGGACCGAGACAUCCAGCUCGAAAACAUCGAGGUUGUCGGCCUUAUGAAGGGAUGUUUAUAAAAAUGAAAAAAAAA
This is a messenger RNA of Aspergillus heteromorphus CBS 117.55, 1193 nucleotides long. RefSeq lists its product as uncharacterized. Lineage: Eukaryota; Fungi; Ascomycota; Eurotiomycetes; Eurotiales; Aspergillaceae. The record is from RefSeq and is a predicted model, not a curated record. The transcript is spliced from 4 exons. Bases 1 to 945 code for a protein of 314 amino acids.